UCUCUCUCUCUUUCUAUCGGUCCCUCUUUCAGUCAUAACGACGGUGAUAGGCUCAGGUAGGACCAUGGAGUGGAGGGGCAGAGGGGAAACGUGGUUUCCGUAGUAACCAGCCUCUCCUCCUCCUCCUCCUCCUGCUUCUUUCGCGUCUGGUGGUGCUAGUGUCACCAUCCCUCUCUCCUUCUCUCUUUCUCUCUCCCUCCCUCUCUCCCUCCCUCCCUCUCUCCCUCUCUCCUCGUGUCUUGCCCCUCACGCCAGGAUGCCACUCUUGGAGUGGAGGAUGAUGUAGAGAAAAGGAAAGGAAAAAAAAAACAGAGAAGAGAGGAACUGCCAAUUUUUGUUCUAUUUCUUCUUUUUUUUCCCUCAUGGCCUCCUUCUAAAGACGUAAGGAUUUCUACGCUCUCCACCCGUCCGUUGUUUCAUUAUUCCUGUCAAGACGGAUACAUCCCACUUUUUUUCCCCUGGCCGGAGGUUUGAUCGGUGCUAUCUGUUGGGUCACCCGACGGCGGGUGGGAAUAUUCGGAGCGCUCUCUCUCCCGCUCCGGGAGUGGGAUUGGGAAUUUUGCGCCAUGGCUCACGCUGCUUCCCAGCUGAAGAAGAAUAAGGAAGUGGACGUGAACCUCAUCGAGGAUGAGAAGGAGCGUAAGAGAAAGAGCCGGAAACACUCCCGUGAGCAAAAGAAAAAGUCAGACAGCAAUGCCAGCUAUCUGCGUGCCGCCCGAGCGGGGAACCAGGAGAAGGUCCUUGACUACCUGAAGAGUGGAGUGGAAAUCAACAUCUGCAACCAGAAUGGGUUGAAUGCGUUACAUCUAGCCGCUAAAGAAGGCCAUGUGGAGGUGGUGGCAGAGCUACUGAAACUUGGAGCAUCUGUUGACGCGGCGACCAAGAAAGGAAACACAGCGCUACAUAUCGCCUCUCUGGCCGGACAAGCGGAUGUGGUGAGAGAGCUGGUCACCAAUGGAGCCAACGUCAACGCACAGAGCCAGAAUGGCUUCACUCCACUGUACAUGGCUGCACAAGAGAACCAUCUGGAGGUGGUCCGGUUCCUCCUGCAACAAAGCUCCAGCCAAAGCAUCGCCACAGAGGACGGUUUCACUCCGCUGGCGGUGGCUCUGCAGCAGGGUCAUGACCAGGUGGUGUCUCUGCUCCUGGAGAACGACACAAAGGGUAAAGUGCGUCUGCCCGCCCUCCACAUCGCCGCACGCAAGGAUGACACCAAGUCCGCUGCACUGCUGCUCCAGAACGACCACAACGCAGACGUCGAGUCCAAGAUGAUGGUCAAUAGAACAACUGAGGAUCUCAGUAAGAGUGGUUUUACACCUCUCCACAUCGCAGCUCACUAUGGCAACAUCAACGUGGCAACCCUGCUGCUGAACAGAGGAGCGGCGGUGGACUUCAUGGCACGGAAUGACAUCACACCCCUGCACGUGGCGGCCAAGAGAGGCAACAGUAACAUGGUGAAGCUGCUGCUGGACAGAGGGUCAAAGAUCGAUGCCAGGACCAAGGAUGGUUUGACACCGUUGCACUGUGGAGCCCGGAGCGGCCAUGAACAGGUGGUGGAGAUGAUGCUGGACCGUGGAGCACCCAUUCUGUCCAAGACUAAGAAUGGCCUAUCUCCACUCCACAUGGCUACGCAGGGCGACCACCUGAACUGCGUCCAGCUCCUGCUUCAGCAUGACGUGCCAGUUGAUGAUGUCACCAACGAUUACCUUACCGCCCUGCACGUGGCCGCCCACUGUGGGCACUACAAGGUCGCCAAGGUGAUCGUGGACAAGAAGGCCAACCCCAACGCUAAAGCACUGAAUGGUUUCACUCCUCUGCACAUUGCCUGCAAGAAGAACCGGGUGAAAGUCAUGGAGCUGCUGCUGAAACAUGGAGCUUCAAUCCAAGCUGUUACAGAGUCCGGGCUCACCCCCAUCCAUGUGGCUGCGUUCAUGGGGCACGAGAACAUCGUCAAACAGCUGAUCCAUCACGGGGCUUCUCCCAACACCACCAACGUGAGAGGAGAGACAGCACUCCAUAUGGCAGCCAGGGCAGGACAGUCAGAUGUGGUGAGGUACCUCAUACAGAACGGAGCAAAGGUCGACAUCAAGGCCAAGGAUGACCAGACCGCCCUGCACAUCUCCAGUCGUCUGGGGAAGGUGGACAUCGUGCAGCAGCUCCUGCAGAGGGGGGCAUCCGCCAACGCGGCCACUACCUCGGGCUACACCCCCCUCCACCUGGCAUCCAGGGAGGGGCACCACGACGUCGCCUCCCUCCUGCUCGAGCAGGGAGCCUCCCUCACCGCGGCAACCAAGAAAGGCUUCAGUCCUCUACAUGUGGCAGCCAAACAUGGGCAACUGGAGGUGGCCAACCUGCUACUACAGAGAGGAGCAGCAGCAGAUGCAGAGGGCAAGACUGGGCUAACUUCAUUGCAUGUGGCGGCUCACUAUGAUAAUCAGAGGGUGGCUCUGCUUUUACUGGACCAGGGAGCUUCCCCGCAUGCAGCUGCAAAGAACGGGUACACUCCGCUGCACAUUGCCGCUAAGAAGGGCCAGCUGGACAUUGGCACGACGCUGCUGGAGUACGGGGCCGACACCAACGCCUGCACCAAGCAAGGCAUCAGCCCACUCCACCUGGCAGCGCAGGAGGGCAGCGUGGACCUGCUCUCUCUCCUGCUCAGCAAGAGCGCCAACGUCAACAUGGGCAAUAAGAGUGGACUGACACCACUGCAUCUGGCAGCUCAGGAAGACCAGGUGAGCGUGGCUGAGGUGCUGCUAAACCACGGAGCCGGGGCUGAUGUGCGGACAAAGAUGGAUUACACUCCAUUGCAUGUGGCCAGUCACUAUGGAAACGUGAAGAUGGCAAACUUCCUGUUGGAAAACCGUGCUAAAGUCAACGCCAAAACGAAGAAUGGAUACACUCCACUUCAUCAGGCUGCUCAGCAGGGCCACACCCACAUCAUUAAUCUGCUGCUGCAGUACGGAGCAUCAGCCAAUCAGCUCACUCUGAAUGGAAACACACCUCUGUCGAUUGCCCGGAGACUGGGGUACAUCUCCGUGGUGGACACGCUAAGAGGAGUGACAGACGAUAACCUCAACAACGUGGCUGUGACGGAGAAACACAAAAUAAAUGUCCCAGAGACCAUGAAUGAGUUUCUCGACAUGUCUGACGAUGAGGUGCAUAGAGCCAGUCAGCGAGAGGUUGCCAGUGAGGAGAGUCACUCUGAUGGGGAAGAAGGUGAGGAUGCAAUGACCGGGGACACGGAUAAAUAUCUGCGGCCGCAGGAUCUGAGGGAGCUGGGGGAUGACUCCUUACCGCAGGAGGGAUACAUGGGCUUCAGCAUCGGAGCCCGGUCUGCCAGCCCCAGGAUCAGUUCUGACAGGUCAAAUACACUAAACCGCAGCUCUUACGCCCGGGACAGCAUGAUGAUCGAAGAGAUCCUCGCCCCCACCAAAGACCCGCUUCAGAAUGUCUUUAAAGACAUUUCCUACAUGAUUGACCCUCCAAAUAAGCAGCACUUGGUUGUCACACGAGAGUCAGAGUCUUUGAGGCGAUACAGCUGGACGCCAGACACAAUGGACAACGCCAAUACCGUCUCAAGUCCUGUCCACUCUGGCUACAACUCCCCGAUUCCCCAGUAUGACUCCAGGUUUCUGGUCAGCUUCAUGGUGGACGCUCGCGGUGGGUCCAUGAGGGGCAGUCGUCAUGACGGCAUGCGCAUCAUUAUCCCGCCCAGGAAAUGCCAGGCUCCAACACGCAUCACGUGUCGCCUGGCCAAGCGCCACCGCCUGGCCUACCCGCCCCCCAUGGUGGAGGGAGAGGGGCUGGUCAGCAGGCUAGUGGAGAUGGGGCCGGCCGGGGCGCAGUUUCUGGGGCCUGUGAUAGUGGAGAUCCCCCAUUUUGGCUCCAUGCGUGGGAAGGAGAGGGAGCUGAUCGUUCUGCGCAGUGACAACGGCGACACGUGGAAGGAGCACCAGUACGACGCCCGACCUGAGGAGCUCCUGGUGCUCCUCAAUGGCAUGAACGAGGAGCUGGACAGCCCUAUUGAGCUGGAGAAGAAGCGUAUCUGCCGGAUCGUCACCAGGGAUUUCCCACAGUACUUUGCGGUGGUGUCGCGGAUCAAGCAGGAGAGUGACUACAUGGGUCCAGAGGGUGGGGUCUUGUGCAGUGAGACAGUUCCCAUGGUGAAGGCAUCUUUUCCACCAGGUGCUCUCACUAAGAGGAUCCGAGUGGGUCUGCAGGCUCAGCCAAUCCCAGAAGAUCUGGCCCAGGCUGUGGUGGGUAACCGUGCCUCCUUUAGCCCCAUCGUUACCGUGGAACCACGGCGGAGGAAGUUCCACAAGCCCAUCACCAUGACGAUCCCCGUACCACCCCGAGUGAGAGAGGUGGCAGCCAGCGGACGGAGGGGUGACUCUGCCCCCGGCCUGAGGCUUCUCUGCAGCAUUACAGGAGGAACAUCUCCUGCUCAGUGGGAGGACAUUACAGGCACUACGCCACUGUCCUUUGUCACAGACUGUGUGUCCUUCACAACCAACGUGUCUGCCAGGUUCUGGUUGGCUGAUUGCCAGCCAGUGCCGGAGACGGUUGGCCUGGCGGCGCAGCUGUACCGAGAGUUGAUCUGCGUUCCGUAUCUGGCGAAGUUUGUGGUGUUUGCUAAGACACACGACACCAUCGAGUCCCGGCUACGCUGCUUCUGCAUGACUGAUGACAAGGUGGACAAGACGCUUGAACAGCAGGAGAACUUCGAGGAGGUCGCUCGCAGCAAAGAUAUCGAGGUUCUGGAGGGCAAGCCCAUCUUUGUGCAUUGCUAUGGAAACCUGUCUCCACUGACCAAGAGUGGGCAGCAGCUCAUCUUUAACUUCUAUGCCUUCAAAGAGAACCGUCUGCCCUUCAAUGUAAAGGUGCGAGACUUGGGUCAGGAGCCGUGUGGUCGUCUGUCCUUCUUGAGCGAGGCAAAAAUCAGCAGGAGUCACCCUCAGAUGGCCAUAUGCAACCUCAACAUCGCACUGCCAACUUAUAGGAAGGAAAUGGAGUCUGAUCCUGAUGAUGAGAAUGAAAACAAAGAGCGACGUCAUGCCUUUGCGUCUCUAGCUUUGCGUAAACGCUACAGCUAUCUGUCUCCCCCAGCAUCCAAAGCAGCUGACCGAGAGAACACACCAGAGCAAAAAGCACCAACAAUGCCACAACAACAGACUCCGGGCUAUGCUUACAAGCCUGUCUUUUCAACGCGAUCCUACCAGUCCUGGUCGUCUAAUACUCCCGUUCACGCGCCUAGCCAGGCUAAAUCUGGUUUCGGAUCUCUCUCCAGCUCCUCAUCCAACACCCCCUGUGUCUCACCACUAAAGUCUGUCUGGUCCAUCAACUCGGCGUCCCCCAUCAAGUCAGUCAUCGGAGGCUCCCCAGCUGCCUCUGUUAGGUCCUCUAGUGACAUAGGCUCCCCUGCCCGCUCGUAUAGAGCUAUCUCCUCCCCGAUAAAGACAGUUGUGCAGCAGGUCCAGUACCCAGUCCAGUCCUCCCCCACACUUCUGUCGUCCCCUGGGAAAAGCCCCCCUGAUCUGGUGUCUGUGAAAGGCCUUGCUGCCCUGCAGGCCAGGACUUCCCCUGUGCCACCUACUGGGUCUCUUCUCGAGAGGUCCUCCAUCGCGAUGACCCCUCCGGCCUCCCCCAAAUCUCCCCUGAGCAUGUACAGCUCCACGUUGCCCUACAAGAAAGUGGUGACCUCCACUGCUCCAGUCACGUCCUCGCCAAUCAAAACCGUCCCAGGUCUGUCCUCCGUCCGGACAAGCACUGACCCCUCUGCAGUUUCAAGGGGACUCUUCUCGUCUCUCACCUCGCCCCUGAAGUCAAAUGCUGCCCCAAGCACGGCGGCACUGAUAAAUGGAACGGUUUCACCAACCAAAUAUCGCUCUGCCUCUCCAACUUCUCUCCUGUCAAGCACCCUACAAGAGAGGAUACAGGCAACAACCAACGCAGCCACAACCAGCGUCAACGCCGCCCUUGACGAGGUGGAGAAAACCUUCAACUCUUGUUCCGCAUCAGGCUAUGGAACACUAAAGUCCAUGUCUUCCACACCAUCCUCCUCCUAUCAGUCGUUCCGUUCCUCUGCCUCCAACUCCCUCUAUGCCAACAUCAGGCCCUCGCCUUCCUCCGCUUCUGCCACGUCAAAUACUGUUACAGUACCAGUGUACUCUGUCAUUAACGUCUUACCAGAGCAACAUCAAUUUAAAAAGCUUCCAGAUGUGUCCAAAUCAGCUGCUGCGCUCUUGUCCCCUAGAAAGAUGCCCCCCCCUGAUCCCAGCAAACAGUCCCAAUCUCCCUUUGUUAGGACUUUGUCACCAGUCAAAACUCAACUGUUCAUAUCUCCCUCAGCUCUAAAGUCUACUGCCUCCACAUCCCCUCUCUCUUCCAGCCAGGAAAUACUCAAGGAUGUGGCCGACAUGAAAGAAGACUUGAUCAGGAUGUCUGCCAUUUUGCAGACGGACACCAGCUCAGCUACAAAAGGUCUACGUUCCGAUUCUCCCAAAGAGAAAAUGGAGGAUGAGGAACCUUAUAGAAUAGUAGAGAAAGUGAAGCAGGAUCUUGUUAAAGUCAGUGAGAUACUGACCAAAGAUGUACUGAGAGAUAACAAAGUUCCCCGCAAACCAAGCAUUGAGAAUGAGGACGAGAUAGAGGACAGCCAACACAGUAACUGGAGAAGUCCACCACGGUAUGAGACAGUGGCCCACCAGACUAAAUCAAAGACCAUACCUGAUAGGGAUUUCAACCUAGCCAAAGUGGUGGACUACCUUUCAAAUGACAUCGGUGCUAGCCCUCUUUCCAAAAUUGCAGAGGCCAAGCAAAGGAAUGAGGAGGUGAGGAGAGAGGGGGAGGAGAAACAGAAACGAGUGCUUAAACCUGCCAUGGCCAUACAAGAGCACAAGCUCAGAAUGCCCCCAACCAACAUGCGCCCCUCUGCCUCAGAGAAAGAACUCUGUAAGCUAGCCGAAGCUCUGUUUGGAAGUGAUGCCAUGUUGGACUCUCCAGAUGACAUAUCCCAGGACAAAAGUCCACUCUCAGACAGUGGCUUUGAGACGAGAAGUGAGAGGACUCCUUCUGCUCCUCAGAGCGCUGAGGGAAUGGGACCCAAGGCCCUCUUCCAGGACGUGCCUAUUCCUCCUGUCAUCACUGAAACUCGAACUGAGGUCGUCCAUGUCAUACGGAGCUACGAGCCUCCAGACGGCAUUCACGAAUCAGUCAUGGAGGAAGCAAGAGCGGCUAAAACACCUUCCCAGUGCAUCGACAUGGAGCCCAGAUCUCCUGGAGGAUCCAUUAAGGAUCGAGUCAAAGCCUACCAGGCAAAAACCAAUCAGGAGGAAGAUUCUAUGAUGGGCAAAGGCAUGAGGGUGAAAGAGGAAACACAUAUCACAACCACAACCCGCAUGGUCUACCACAAGCCUUCCAACAAGGAUGGUACACCUGAGAGAAUUGAAGAAACUAUGUCUGUGAGAGACAUCAUGAAAGCUUUCCAGUCAGGAAGAGAUCCCUCCAGGGAAUUAUCAGGCUUGUUUGAACACAAGGCUGGAGGUGAAGGCCACAGAGCAGAAUCUUCACCAAGGCCUUCAGACAGGGACAUGUCUGGAAUGCCCAAGGUGGAGAGAAUUAUCGAGGUUCAUAUUGAGAAAGGUGGCAAAUCCGAACCAACUGGAGUUAUCAUACGUGAGACCAAAAAACACCCAGAAAAAGAAAUGUAUAUCUACCAGGGCAACAGUGGGAUGAAGGAAUAUGCUAUCAGAGGGCAUGAAGCGGAGGAGCCUGAGGAAUCGCUUCCUUGCUAUUUGGACUCCACCCGAGUCAAUACAACUGUGCCUCAGGAAGAUGACAGCCGCCCAAGUUCAGCUCAACUAAUGGCAGACGACUCCUAUAAGACCUUGAGGCUUUUGAGCCAGCACUCUGUUGAGUACCAAGAUGAUGAGUCGUCCGAGGUCAGGGGAGAAUCUUAUAAAUUUGCAGACAAAAUGCUCCACUCUGACAAAUGUGACUCUUCACACUCAGAUUCCGAUGAGUCAGUGAUUGACAGGUCCCGUAUGCAGGGCCCUGAAAGGAGUGUCUUUGAGGAGGUAGGCCACCGUGGCUCCAUGAGAGAGUUCAUGUUGAAGCCGUCAAAGAAUACCUCAGAUAGGUCCAACCCAGACAGCCAGUAUGACAAACUAACGCUGCUGCAGUACUCCUCAGAGCCAGGUAGCCCUAAGCAGUCCGUGUGGAUGCGAGUCACAGAGGAUAGGCAGGGGAGGAGCAGGGAGAAGGUCUACGAGGACAGGGUAGACAGGACUGUCAAAGAGGCAGAGGAGAAACUCAGUGAGGUGUCUCAGUUUUUUCGUGACAAAACAGAGAAACUAAAUGAUGAGUUGUCAUCCCCCGAGAAAAAGUCCCGGUGCCCAGACUCAAGGGAGACGAGGUCAGGGCCGAGCUCCACGCGGAGCAGCCCUGAGAGAUCAGCGUACCGGAAUGGAGGGAGUGGAGAGGAGUGGAGCAGGGACAGAUUUAGGGAUAGAUAUGGGUCGAAUGACAGAAAAUGUGCCAGCUUGCCAAGUAGCCCAGAGAGGCGUGCGCUCUUUCAGUAUGGCGAUGAAAAACAGAAACAAGUGGAUGUCUCUUCGACAAGCAGUUUAAGUGACACUUCCAAAUCGUUCCAGCCUUCCACUUCUAAAGUCAGUUCAGUGAGAAUGAAGUUUGAGGCAGAGGCUCAAAAACAAGAUAAGGGUCCUCAGUGGGGGGGACAAACCUCACCCUCUACUAUCAGAAAGCUUUCUGAGAGCAAAUCGCCAGCCUAUCAGGUUUUUGCAGACCGAGAGCAAAGCCCAAAGAAAGAUCAUGAUCCUGAUGGCAGUCCAAAAAAUGGACAAAACUAUUAUGUAAGAGAAGCUCAGGCCUUCUCUCAAAAUCAGUCAGGUGAAAGGCACAGAACCCUUCCCAAAGGUUCCUCCCCAAAACACAACACCAAUAUGAAAGAGUCUGAAGAAAGAAAAACCUGGGAAAGCCAUGACAACGGACACCACAAACCCUGCAAUGAACGCGAAGGGGAAAUAUCCACCAAGGAGGAAACAACCCAAAAAAUUAUCUACACAGAGCUUGUGAUCCGAGAAGAUAGCAGCAACUCUGAUCAGUGUAAUAGAGCUCUAAAAAAAAACUCGGAAUCACAAAUUCCUGUUAGGGUGUCAUCUAGUUUUAUAAACCAUCAUCAGAGUAGUACAUUACAGUUAGAUAAUUCAGUCAAAGCUCAUGAUAGGGGUAGUUCACAUAUACCUACAUUAGCUAGAAACAGGUUAAACUGUAGCUCUGAAGAAAACAGAUCAUCUAGUGAUUUGUCAUCCAUAGGAUCUCCCUCAGAGUCGAUCACUACUGUAAUUUGCAAUGGGGUCGAUAGUGAUCAGGUGGAGUACAUGGAAAAGGUGUCACCUGUCGCAGCUGCAGAGAGUUUCAAAGACAUCAAGCCUCUACCUGUUUAUGUUAGCAUUCAAGUGGGAAAGCAGUAUGAGAAGGAAACCGCCACAGGGCAGCUGAGCACGUACAAAAAGAUAGUCAGUCACGAAAGUCGAACAGUACACGAAACUAGGGGAGCGUUUUACACAGUAAAACAAAAACAGCCUCCCUCUCCCCAGGGUAGCCCAGAGGAUGACUCUCUGGAACAGGUCACCUUCUUGGACAGUUCUGGAAAAAGCCCAGUCACCCCAGAGACUCCAACAUCUGAGGAGGUAAGCUAUGACCUCACCUGCAGAACACCAGAGUCUGUCAUCGGUCCCAUGGCAGGUAUGCCAAGCCCAAUCACUGAGGAGUCUGAAGAAGAGGACCAAGGCAAGACUUUCAUCUUCAACGAGUCCAAACCAGCAACUUCUUCAGAGCCCCAGAAAGGAAGCCAAGAGGCACCCAGAAGACCAAAAGACAGAAGAAUAGCUUAUAUUGAGUUUCCGCCACCUCCUCCUUUAGAGGGAGAGCAGUCUGAACCCGAGAAGAAAGGAUCAUGUCCCUCCUCCGAGGCUGAGACGGAGAUGAUGGAGGUGAACCUCCAAGAGGAGCACGACAGGCAUCUUCUUGCGGAGCCUGUCAUACGAGUCCAGCCUCCCUCUCCCCUUCCUCCUGGUGCUGACGAGAGUGACUCAAGUGAUGAUGAGUCAGUGUUCCAGCCCAUUCCUCUAAAAAAAUACAGCUUCAAGAUAUCUGAGGAGAACCCUGAACCAAAACGCACAAAGCAGAGAAAGGAUAGGAAUGGCUCGAAUGGCAAGGACUCGGGUUUGAUCGGCGAAGAAAAAGGAGAUGACAUUGAGCUUGAAGCAAAUGGUAAUGAUCAGUCAAUCACAGACUGUUCACUAGCAACUACAGCAGAGUUCUCCCAUGACACUGAUGCCACAGAGAUUGAUUCUCUGGAUGGCUAUGACUUGCAAGAUGAGGAUGAUGGCCUGAGUGACCCAAAAACUUCAAGCCUCUCGAAUGACGGAAAGGCAGCAGAUCGCUCGUUCAGCCAAUCUAAGCUUGAGGUCAUCGAGGAAGAAAGUUCACCAAAUGAGGAGGGAGCAGGGGAAAAGGCUAAAUCAAAAAGCAACUCAAAAGAGAAAAACGAAGAAGAUGAUGAGAUUUACACCCUGGAGGGAAGGCACCCAGAAAGGCAAGCAUUGGACAGCUGGACAGAUGACUUGAACACCACCUUCAAAACUGUUGCCACCAAGGGUCUGGAAUUUGAUCCAUGGUCCACCAAAGAGGGCGAGGAUGGAUGCUUUGACUCCAAAGGAAAAGAUGAGGACACCAAGCCUUUUGGUUUGUCUGUAGACGACAAGUCUCAGGCGACCACACCAGACACUACUCCUGCUAGAACUCCCACCGAUGAGAGCACGCCAACUAGCGAGCCAAAUCCUUUCCCCUUCCAUGAGGGCAAGAUGUUUGAGAUGACUCGCAGCGGUGCUAUUGACAUGAGCAAGCGGGAUUUUGUUGAAGAAAGACUUCAGUUUUUCCAGAUUGGUGAGCAUACCUCUGACGAUGAGAUACCAGGGGACAAGGGGAAGGUGGGCAGGAGUACAGGACUAGUGGCCUCCCAGGCAAACACAGGGGAGAGAGCUGUAGAGGGGAAAGUAGAGGCCACCACAGCCAGCACACCAUCCAUGACCAACCCCAGUCAGCCCAUCUCCGGCUGCCUGGAUACCUCACCUAGUGACAUUGCAGAGAUUGCCUCCUCUUGCACAGUCACUGCCUCUAAGGUUGACCCUAAAUUACGUACGCCCAUUAAAAUGGGAAUCACUGCCUCCAUUACCAUUAAGAAAGACUCUGGUUCAGCCGAGUUAGCGGACGUUAAGACGGAAAUAACAGAAAGUCUGAUGGCAGAGUAUGUUAGUUUGAACAGCAAUAUUGUUGAUAGUCAGUUUGGUAGCAAGCGCUCUGAAACAAAGCCAGGUGAUAGGAGAGAUCUUCCUACUGAAAAUUGCAAUAACAACAACAACCUAGAAUCAUCUAGUGUUCAGGCCAACUACAUCCAGCGGGGAAGCGUAGUUUUCAACUUACAGACGUCCUCUCAGCCUACUCUUCAAAAAGCCAGUAGAAUAGAAGCUCAGAUGAGUAAAGACACAGUGGAAAGAGUAGAGGGGAAAGGUAGCACUCAGAGUGAAAGGAAGGAGAGGAAAGCCGACACACCCAAGGAGUCAGAGGUCAGGCAGCCCAAGUCGAGACUCCCAGUCAAAGCCUCUGGAUUUACAUUUCAGAGUUCAACCUCAGGGAAACAAAAACCCAGGCAAGUUGUGAAGCCAGAAGCUAGGAAAGGAUUCACUCCUGCCCCAGUGCCCCUAGAGCCCAAAUCCAGAAUCCCAGUCAAGGAGGUUAAAGCAAACAGUGCACUGGUCUCCCCAAUUACAGCUCAGGUAGCACCUAGGAUGAUCAGGCCCAAGGCAGAGAAGGCAGUCGUGCAGGUAGUCAGUGCCUCUAAGUCGCUUCCCAAAGUCAGUCCGGCAGGUGUCUCAGGUACGGUGAGCGAGGCAGCGGCAGCAGCGUGCAGGCAGUCGGACCUGAGCGAGGUGUGUAGACGUUCCAUCGAGUUCUUUGAAAGCGUUAGCGGGGAGACGCUAAAGCUGGCAGAGCGUCUUUCAGACGAGGAGAGGCAGAAGCAGAAGCGCAGGCAGGGAGAGCAGUCACAGUCCGAGGAAGACAGCAGCCGCAGCAGCAGCAGCACCUCCAGGAGCAGCUCCCUGUCGGACCCCUCUCAGCCAUCACAGCCCUCCAACUCCGCCGGCUCCGCCCGUGGGGCUGUGCCCUCCAGGGCAAAGGUCACCAGGGGGUCGGGAGGUGAGAGGAAGAGGAGCCGGCGGACUGGAGGCGGGAAGGAGGGGCGGCAGGUGGCAGGGACUCGCGGGGCGCCCCCCGUCGCGGAGAUCAAGCCUAGUCCCCAGAGCCCUUGUGAAAGGACAGACCUCCGAAUGGCUAUUGUGGCCGAUCACCUUGGACUCAGCUGGACGGAGGUGGCUCGUGAGUUGAACUUCUCUGUGGAUGAGAUCAACCACAUCCGUGUGGAGAACCCCAACUCUCUGACCGCUCAGAGCUUCAUGUUGCUCAAGAAAUGGGUCGGCCGAGAGGAAAAGAACGCCACGACGGACACCUUGACUGCUGUGUUGACCAAAGUGAACAGGAUGGACAUAGUGACUUUGCUGGAAGGGCCCAUAUUUGACUAUGGUAACAUUUCAGGCACCCGAAGUUUUGCAGAUGAUUACGCUGUGUACCAGGAUCAGGCUGAUGGUUGGCACAGCGAGACGUCCAGCGUGAACGUGGAACCGCCUACCCCCGGACGUAGCCUCAGCUCUGACCUCAUCGACAGGCAGGAGAACAGCCAGGAGAAUUCCAGCGACUCCGUCACGUCCUCGUCGCGGGGCGAGUCCGGUAGGCCACGUCAGAACGGGGAGCGCUCCGACAGUCCAGCCCAAAACUCCCAAAACCAGCGUAGCGGGAAGAGCACAGGGGCGCGGGGUAGAGAGGAGGGGGCCCUCGUCUCCGAGCACAAAGUCCAGCAGCUGAGUGCUACAGACUCUGGCUCGGACGAGGAGCACACUGUCACCACCAGAGUGUUUCGCAGACGCCUCAUUCUAAAGGGUGAGGACGCGAGAAACAUUCCUGGGGAAUCAGUGACAGAGGAGCAGUUUAUUGAUGAGGACGGGAACAUCAUUACUAGAAAAAUCAUCAGGAAGGUGAUCCGCCGUGUGGACACCCCUACCCCAGAGGACCAGGAAGGGGAGGGGGGCGACCUUGACCCCUACCACAGGCCCUGUUUAGAGGGGGACAUGCAGGGGCUCGACCCCCAUGAGGGGGAGGUGUCCAAGGCCAGAAGGAAGGAAGAUAGGAGAUCUGGAGAGAAGAAGGCAUACUCUUAAAUGCAGCUCUGCCUUAGCAGACUUGCAGGAUUUACCGGAUCUGUUCCCUUGUGGCAGUGUCAUGGCUGCACAGUUCAAAGGAGGGGAUGAUUUUGGCCAAUAAACACACUUCUGCAGCUUCCACGUGUAAAGGCAUGGUGUUUGUUGAGAAAGAGGACUUGUACCGUUUGAUUUUUCGCAUGAGCAUGGCAACUCACACUUCAUCCUGCAGAGCGGGGCGCCUAUGGCGGUUUCCCAGCAGCCCCAGGGCCAGGAGGCAACCACUUCCUGUCUGUUACAGGACCUCUAAGGACUUACUUCCUGUCCCAGAAGGUACUACUUCCUCUAUAUAGAGGAGUCCAUAUGGUACUAUUUCCUGUCUACUGAGGAAACCAAAGGGCACUACUUCCUGUCCACAGAAGAACCUCUAGGGUACUACUUUUUCUCAUCGGAGGGACUCAGCGGGCUGUUCCUCCUGACUCUACUGGGACGUGUAAGGCUAAGGAUUGAUCGCCGCUGGCAUCAGAGGAGAGGAGAAAACUGAAGGAGUAUCUUCAGAAACAACAAACACAGACUCCCAGCGUCAGCUGCAACUCAACAAACAAUUCCAUGUGACCAAAGAAGGCACAAACUAUUUUGUUAAAACAAACAAGUCAAACAAUAUGGACUCUUCAGAAGCUCCUCCCUCACCGGCCUUAUAGCUUAUCUCGGACCCACGUCAGGAUGUAAAUUGCAAUUUUUUUAUUUAGCUUAACUUAAUUUUUGUUUGUUUUAAAGACAAAUUGAUGAUAAUUUUACUGUACAUAAAUUACAUUGUGUAAAAUUAUGAAAAAUAAGUAUUCAAGGUUCAGAAGGCACAAAGUCACAAGAACUUUUUAAGUGCUUUCAACGUUAUUGAAACAGUACCACUCCAAAGGAAGGUUUAAGUGUAAGUUCACAUGCUCUUGUAUAACUAAUUAUUAUAGCUAAAAUAUUUGUAAAUUGAAAAAAAUUGUUCGAUUUUAACUGAAGUAAUUUCCUUGAAACUUCUGCAGAUUCUGGACUUCCCAGAAUAGGUGUGCUAAUCUAAUUCUGUGAAACAAAGAUUUAGAGUACUAAUAUUUUGACGCAUGCUACUCACGUUAUUUUAAGUACAUUUUUCUAAGUUUGCAAACACUAUAUUUCAACCAGACCAGAAAUAACAUUUCCCUGUCUGCAUCUACAGUCCUUAAUGUUUCUCACAAGUUUUAUAUUCCGAAAAACGUCACACAGAGAAUGUGAAGGUGAGGUACUUUUGUUUGGAUGCUUCCUUGAGGAUUAAUCUACUGUGUUGUUCUUCUUCAGUUUGAAGGGCAUAGAUUCAGGUGUUGGCUUGAGUGCUGAGGAUGAGAGGGUAUCUGAAUGUAUAUGCUGGUAGACUGGCUCGCUGUUUAAAAUUAGUAAUGUGUCCUGUGUAAACGGCUAUAGGAUAUAGAGGUCUCUGUAUGUUGUAAGGCAAUUUGUAAUCAUAUGAGUGUAUUCAUUGAUUUUUUUGUUUUUUUGUUUUAAGGCUGCUGUGAUUUCAGAAAGGGAAAGGCAUUUUUUCCAGGGAUUUGUUGAAAUAUUUCUUCCAAACUGAAAUAAGAGGUUCACAUUUGACCUUCACUGACUGUUGUUCCUCAUAACAUAUUGUGUGUAUGGUAUGAUAUAUGAAAAAAAAAAACACUGGAUGGUCAUAACAAUUAUUUAAGCUUAAAUUGACUUGUUUAAAUCUACAAUGUGUGACAUCUUUUUAGAAUCUGUAUAUUGCAGUGUCUGCACUGGUUUGAUUGAUAGCUUAGAAUUUUAUUUUUGCAUCUAGAGUUUUUCUUUAAAAUGAUUUUCACUAGAGCCUGUUUUAGUCGAAUCUGUUGUGUGUAAGGUGUGACGAUUCUGCCUUUAGAGUGCUGACCUACUCCGUAGACAAGUGUUUGGAGAGGAGUCAUCGUGAUGAGGAAUCAUCUUCUAGAAUGUUAUCAAUUAUGACAUUAUGUUAUGGAUUCUAGAAUGUUACUUUUUGCAUCCCCUUGUAGGCGUCUGUCUUGGGGAGAGGGUGGGAGGGACUUAGUAAGGUCAGAAUAUUCUGUUGAUUUUAUUUGAUGUUUGUUUCCACCCAAGCAGCAUUUUGGUGUAUACAAUUCUUACUGAGUGAAGCCAUUUUAAUGUCUCUAUUUCAGCACUUUGGUUAUUGAAGGUCUUCUCUUUUAGAAGCUAGCAGCAAUGACGCCAUCACAAUGUCUCAGACGUCUUUAAAAAAAAUCCAACAAUAAAAAUGCAUUGAUUUUGCAAA
Messenger RNA from Clupea harengus (Atlantic herring), 15621 nucleotides. RefSeq names its product ankyrin 3a (gene ank3a). The coding region runs from base 567 to 13355 and encodes 4262 amino acids. The record is from RefSeq and is a predicted model, not a curated record. Lineage: Eukaryota; Metazoa; Chordata; Actinopteri; Clupeiformes; Clupeidae. The transcript is spliced from 52 exons. Gene Ontology annotation, molecular function: protein binding. Gene Ontology annotation, biological process: signal transduction.